AUGGAGACUGGCGUACACAGGACAGCAGCGCGCGGGGUUCCCAGCUGGCCACCUGCCUCUAGAUCUCCGCGACGCCCCCCGGCGGGGCGCCUCCUCCAGUCCUGGAGAACAUCAAGAAUGAAAGCUUUUUUAAAGUGCUCUGAAGGCUUUAUUUUCCUGAGAAAAUAUACAACCAUUGGAAGGCAUGAAAAUUCAGACCUUGUUUUAAAGUAUCCAGAUAUUGACAACCAUCACGCUCUGAUUGAGUUCAAUGAAGAAGAUGGUAGCUUCAUUCUUCAAGAUUUCAAUUCCCUCAGCGGAACCUUUGUCAACAACUGCCACAUUCAGAAUGUAGCCGUGAAACUGAAACCAGGGGAUGUCCUGCGCUUUGGAGCUGUAGGGCUCUCCUAUGAGCUGAUAGUGGAAUUCCUACCUCAUUCAGCCCAAUAUUCACCAGGGGCCAAAGGAUCGGACCUAUCCCCAGGCCAUCACAAUACACAGUUCCCUUUUCUCCAUAAUAGUCGGCCGAUGAGUGCUCAACGAAGCUGGUCCCAAGAACUGAUGGAAGGCACGCAACCUCGUCCCCCUCCAGAAAAGAGGCCGUUUAGUGCUGGAGGGAGAAGGAUGCUGACUCUUUCUUCAGAUCCAGUUGGCAGAUCUGUUAAACAAGGUCCAGUGAAACCAAUUGGCUUAGGGCAGCAGUCCCCAUCUGGCAGUAAGUCCCAGCCCGAGCAGCUCCGCCGGAUCAGCAACCCCAAUAAUUUGGGCAGCAAAGAUGACAUCAUUGAGAUCCUGGAACAGGAAGUCAGCCGCCUCUCGGGCCUCGAAGUGGAAUCCAAGCACAAGGACACCAUGAUCGCCAAUCUCCAAAAUGAAAUGGCCGACAUGUCGCAGAAGCUGAUGUUAUUGCAGAAGGCCCCCAGCCAGGAAGAAGUCAGGAAGGGUCAGGAGCUCAAUCUCUUGGACUGGGAUGAAGACGACAAAAAGGUAGAGGUCCCAUCCCUGGAAGGCCAGAUCACCGACCCCCAAAAAGGAUACAGUAACAUGUUGUUUCAUACCCUCGCUGAGAGAAACUUGGAGAUUUCUCAUCUGAAAGCCGAAUGGGAGAACUUAAAGAAAGACAAGGAGAGGUGCUCAGAGCUGUUGGCCACUUUGCAAAAGGACAUCGGAUUAAAGGACAUCCUGGUUCAUAAACUAAAGCAGGAGGUGGACAGACUGAAGAAUGAAAACCAAGAGAAGGAUUAUCAACUUACAGCCAUCACUUCCAGGUGUACAAAACUGAAAGAAGAGUUGAAGAAAGAUGAGCUAGAAACCAAAACCAAGGAACUAAAGUCCUGCAAAACUUACAUCAAAGACCUGGAGCAGCAAUUAAAACUUCUGGGGGAACAGCUCCAGAAGAGCUGUGAUGAACAAAGUGCCAUCUCCCAGACUCUGAAAGAAAAGAACAAGGCUGAAGAGAGGCUACAGGAGGAUUCCAAGAAGAAAUUAGUGCAGCUUCAAGAGAUGGGUUGCAGACAGCGCCUCGUUAAAUCCAAUUUGGACAAGACAGUGUGUCAGCUGGAACAGUUCCGAAGUCAAAUUAUCGAAGCCAUUUAUGGUCGAGGAAAACUGCCCCAAGCCCGGAUCGUAACCAAUCAGCAGCUGGUAGAGGUGAUCUCCACUGUCAUGGAGGACAACUUCAACUUGCAGCAGAAAGAAAUGAUGACGAAGAGCUGGCUUGAGACCUGCAGGGAGGAUGAGCUCUUGGCCCGCACAGACAAGCUGAAGGCCUUCUUUGAGGACUGCCAGACUUGCUUGAAAAUGUCUUGCUGUGGCAAUGACUUGAGAAAGCAGCUCAUUGACCUUCAGAACCUCCCCGUGGAGCCCUCUGGGAUGUGGCUGCAAGAAGCCAUUGCGGAGAUCCUGAAAAUUGUGUUGUGCUGGGUGGAGGAGAUCGAGCAGCUCUUGAAGGAUGUGGGCGUUGAGUUGUCCAACACCGACAAAGGAUUUUCCUUGUACUUGAUUAAGUUUCUGGAAAAUCAUAAGAAAACUAUGAAGAAGAACCAGGAGCUCCAGAGCAAGAUCAACAGCAUCCAGGAGUCUUACCACUCCCUGCUGCAGAAGAUACAAGACCAAACCUUAGAGCACGAGAAGCAGCUGCAGGAAAAGAUCAAGCAGCUACAGGAAAAGCAAGAAGAGGAAACCCAGGUUUGGAAGGACAGUGUGACCCAAGAGAAGAACAAAGCUAAGGCUGCUGUGGAGGAAGAGAAGAAAAAAGUCCAAGAUCUUGAGAACCACCUAAGGAAGCUGAAGCAGGAAAUGGAAUCUAAAUCUGAAGAAGGGGGAGUUUUGAGCUCUCACUUAAAUGAGGCACUGACCUUGGUAGAAGAAAGCCAGCGGACAAAUUCCGUGGACCAACAAGAAAAACAAACCCUCACUCUGAGAUUGAGCAACGCCCUAGAGGAACUCAGCGACGCCAGACAGAAACAAAUUCUUUUAGGGGAACAAAUCUUGGAGCAGCAGGAGACCCUCAAGAUCGUGCAGGAGAACAACAGCAUUCAGAAAAGAAGCCUGGAGAUAGAAAUCGUUCAGUACAAAGAGCAGGUCCGACAGCACUCGCAGACCAUCGUCACUCUGGAAGAGAGGCUACAGAAAGUGACCCAGCAAAAUAAGGACAUCGAACAGAAGAUUUCCAGCCUCAAGGAAAAUAUACCAGUUGCAAAGGAAAGAAAGAAAGAUGGCUUACUAAAGAAUCUUGCCACUGGAAGAUCCUAUGAUCACCUAAUGGAAGAAUUCAUGGUUGCCCAGAAACAGCUCCUCUCCCAACAUGAGCUCAUCAUCGCUCUGAAAACAGACCUUAACAGAGGCCAAGCCAAGAUGACUGACUUAAAAGCUGAGUACGAUAAACACCUAAAAACAGAGAUCGAGCAGAAUGUCAUCCUGAUUCGGCAACAGGAGAAGGAGUUGAGUGUGCUACAGGACAAGCUGGUCCAGAUUUCCAACCUGGUGGAGAAGAAGAACAAAGAGAUCGAAAGCUUAAAGGCUGCUCUAAAGAUCUCCAAAGAAGCUGAAAAGGCUGCCAUGCUAAAUUGUGAUGUGGGGAUACAAGUAGAAAUUACUGAAAGUGACCUCUACUUCUUUAACCAGGAGGCUUCAUCCUUCAUUGAACUAGGGACUAAAUGCAAAGGGUUCCGACACGAGGAAAUCAUUCAGCGCCAGAAAAGGGCUUUGUGUGAACUCCGGGAGCAAAUCAAGGGCCUGGAAAAGACCAAUGUUGCAAGUUCUGGAGAUGUGGGGUUGGAGUCACCUAUUGAGUCCAAGAAGGCCCAAUUGGGGAAAAAUCCUAAAGUAGUGGAGAAGGAUCCAGGCUUACCAUGUCUACCAAACAUCGAUCAAAGAUUAGGAGGCAAAGCAAAUUAUUCUUUGCCUUCAAGCCAACUUCCCAACUUACCUACAGAGAAGUUAGUAAAGUUGGAUUUGGUAGAAGCUCUCGAACUCAGCGAGAAGCUGGUACGUGUUUAA
Messenger RNA from Gracilinanus agilis (Agile Gracile Mouse Opossum), 3480 nucleotides. RefSeq names its product forkhead associated phosphopeptide binding domain 1 (gene FHAD1). The coding region runs from base 1 to 3480 and encodes 1159 amino acids. The transcript is spliced from 26 exons. The record is from RefSeq and is a predicted model, not a curated record. NCBI's taxonomy places the organism in Eukaryota, Metazoa, Chordata, Mammalia, Didelphimorphia, Didelphidae. Gene Ontology annotation, molecular function: protein binding.